AUGCCCGGCCCAGCGCCGCCAUCGCGCCCUGACGUCACCGCCGCGCCGCGUGACGUCACCGCCGCCGCCGCCAUGGCCGCCCGCAGGGCGCUGCACUUCGUGUUCAAAGUGGGAGACCGGGCCCGCACGGCGCGGUUCUACCGGGAGCUGCUGGGCAUGAGGGUGCUGCGGCACGAGGAGUUCGAGGAGGGCUGCAAGGCCACCUGCAAUGGCCCUUAUGAUGGCAAAUGGAGCAAGACCAUGGUGGGCUAUGGACCAGAGGACAAUCACUUCGUGGCAGAGCUGACUUACAAUUAUGGCAUUGGAGAAUAUCGCCUGGGCAACGACUUCCUGGGCAUCACUCUGGUGUCCAGACAGGCUGUGAGCAACGCCAAGAAGAUGGAGUGGCCCCUCAAAGAAGUCACCUCUGGUGUCUUUGAAGCUGAAGCCCCAGGAGGAUACAAGUUCUACCUGGAAGACAAGGAGCAGCUCAAGCAAGAUCCCGUGUGGAAGGUAACCCUGGGUGUCUCAGACCUGCAGAAGUCUGUGAACUACUGGUCUGGUUUGCUUGGGAUGAAAAUAUAUGAGAAGGAUGAGGAGAAACAAAAGGCUUUGCUGGGCUACGCUGAUGACCAGUGCAAGCUGGAGCUGCAGGCUGUGGGAGGGGCAGUGGAUCACGGGACAGCGUUCGGCCGCAUCGCCUUCUCCUGCCCCAAGGAACAGCUGCCAAGCAUUGAAGCCCUGAUGAAGAAGGAGGGUCAGAAAAUCCUGAUACCUCUGGUCAGCCUGGACACGCCUGGCAAAGCCACAGUGCAGGUGGUGAUUCUGGCUGAUCCUGAUGGCCAUGAAAUCUGUUUUGUGGGGGAUGAGGCGUUCAGAGAGCUGUCCCAGGUGGACCCCAAUGGUGACAAGCUGUUGGAUGAUGCCAUGGCUGCAGACAACAGUGACAAGUGGUUUGCUGAGCACAACAGGAAGAAGGUUUCAGCUUAGCUGGAGGAAUGGACUGGGCUGCUCCUCUGUGCCUUGGAGUCCUUCCAGGAGAGCUCCAAUCCUGGUUAAAGCCCUGCCUUGCCAAUCAGAGGGUUCUGGGAUGUCCCGUGGUGGUUUUUUGGGUUGAUUUAAGGUGAUGGCUCUGGCCUGCUGCUCUCUCCCUUCCUGCAGAUCACAGCUCCUCCUUCCCAAAAAAUGGGGCUGUGCAGCAAAGGAGCAGCUGAGCCCUUGGCUUCAAAAGCAGGGCUCAUCAGGCAGGAAAACUGCACUUUUCUGUGUUGUUAUAUUUGAAAAAAAGUUGAAUAGCUAUAUUAUUUUAUGAUUAA
This is a messenger RNA of Prinia subflava (tawny-flanked prinia), 1295 nucleotides long. RefSeq names its product glyoxalase domain containing 4 (gene GLOD4). The coding region runs from base 1 to 969 and encodes 322 amino acids. Lineage: Eukaryota; Metazoa; Chordata; Aves; Passeriformes; Cisticolidae. The record is from RefSeq and is a predicted model, not a curated record. The transcript has 9 exons.